Molecule: messenger RNA, 1726 nt
Organism: Oryza sativa Japonica Group (Japanese rice)
Lineage: Eukaryota; Viridiplantae; Streptophyta; Magnoliopsida; Poales; Poaceae
Product: probable mediator of RNA polymerase II transcription subunit 26c
Cellular component (GO): nucleus
Source: RefSeq, a predicted model, not a curated record
AUAUCCAUCGGCUACAACUUGCAAACACCAUCAACCACCAAAAAGCAUAAAUCCCCCCACGCACGUUUUCCGAGGCUAUUUUGGUCUCUUCCCAAAACGGAGCAACAAAUCCAUGGGAGGGAGAGAAGAAGCAGCCCAACGAUCGGCUUCAAACCGGAGCAACUUUUUUUCUCUCUCUCCUCCCCAUUAUCGGAUCCUUCCCGUUAACGGGUCUCCUCGUCUUCGCUCGCUUACCGGGUCUGCUGGCUGGCCUACCCGCCGGAAUCUUGCGUCAUCUGGCGGCCGCCGCCGUCCGACGACGACGGUGCGGAGGAGGUUGGGUUCUUGAUCGGUGUCGGAUUUUUGGUUGGUUGACGGGGUUUGUGAGGUGUGGCGGUGACUUGGAAAGAUCCGAUAUAUACUCCGGCGCCGCCGCGAGGGGAGAUGGAUCGGGACGACGAGCGGCUCGGCCGCGCGCUGGCGGCGUUUGGAGGCGGCGGCGGCGGCGGCGGCGGCGGCGUGUGGGAGCUCGUGGACGCCGCGCUGGCCUGUGCCGCACGCGACCGCCCCGACGAGCUGCGCGCGCGGCGCGACGGUAUCGUGGAGCGGCUCUACGCCGCCGGCGGCGGCGGCGGCGGCAACUGCGGCGCGGCGGCGGCGACUACGCCGUCGCCGCGUGGGGCGGCGGUGGCGGAGGGUGAGGACGACGACGACGAGGCGGCGGCGGCGGCGGACGGCCUCGAGAUCAAGAUCUUGGCAAUCAAGGACUUCUUGGAGGACGAAGACCAGUCGGAGGACGAGCUGCUGAGCUUGCUGCAGAGCCUGGCAGACAUGGACAUCACGUACAAGGCGCUCCAGGAGACUGACAUCGGACGGCAUGUGAAUGGUCUGCGCAAACAUCCCUCCGGUGAAGUCCGGCUACUUGUCAAGCAGCUCAUCAGGAAGUGGAAGGAGAUAGUGGACGAUUGGGUGCGGUUACACAAUUCCAGCGGUGACGCCAGCAACUCGAUCAUCACCGAUGGCAACUCCCCGGAGAAAAUCCAAGGCAAGAACCAGCAAAGCUCUCAGGUUUCAGAGUUCAAGUAUUCCCCCAGCCCAAGUAGGCAUAACAACUCAAGCUCAGAGAGGGUUAGCAAUGGGAUCGCGUCGAUAGCAGCGACAAAACAUAGAGCAAGCCCUGCGCCAGCGCAUCAUAAUGCAAGGCAGAUCAACAACACCCACCAUUCUACUACUUCAUCUUCUGCUCCAGCUAGGAUGGUGAAGGAACAGAAGGACAGUCAUCUUGACCUUGAAAGGCUGGACUCUGCGAGGAAGAGACUCCAGGAGAAUUACCAGGAAGCACAAAAUGCAAAAAAACAGAGGACGAUUCAGGUGAUGGACAUCAAUGAAAUUCCGAAGCCGAAAAAUAGAAAUGCCUUCAUCCGCAAGGGCAAUGGGGGUGGGUUCCCAGCAAGGCACCGGUGACAUUGCAUUUUCUGGGAACCCAGAUUUCAAAUUUGUCUUUUACAAGUUGCACUAAGAAGAAAAGGAGAAAAAAAAGAGAGGUUUCUUUUCUUCAUGUGCUAUGUAUUGGCUAGCCUCAACUUCAGUCUGAUAUGUUCCAUGUACAUGAGAGGGAUGCUUAUGGUUUUUGCAGGAGAAAUAGAAGUUUAAAAUGUUGCCAUUGCUUGUACAGUUUAUUUAAAAUGUAGCCAAAGUUUAAAUCUUGCAACUUAAUUUUAGAGUUGAUUUUAAGGAUUUUUUUUCA